Messenger RNA from Psylliodes chrysocephalus, 1167 nucleotides. Lineage: Eukaryota; Metazoa; Arthropoda; Insecta; Coleoptera; Chrysomelidae. The record is from the annotation of a GenBank genome assembly.
AUGCAUAUUGAAGUCCAAGUAGCCCUGAAUUUCGUAAUUUCGUACCUGUACAACAAACUACCAAGACGGCGAGUCAACAUAUUCGGCGAAGAGUUAGAAAAAGCCUUAAAAGAAAAAUUUCAAGGCCACUGGUAUCCAGAGAAACCGUUUAAAGGAUCGGCCUUCAGAUGUCUGAAGACAGGUGACCCCAUUGACAAAGUGCUUGAGAGGGCGGCCAAAGAGAGCGGAGUACCCAUCCAGGAUAUCCUCGAAAAUCUUCCCCAAGAGUUGGCCGUUUGGGUUGAUCCCGGUGAAGUGAGUUACCGUAUCGGCGAAAAAGGCGCCGUAAAAAUCCUCUUCAGUGAUAAAGUCGAUCCUCAAGACGAGCACUCCGCCGACAGAGAAGUCACCAAGACCUUCAACCCCGAAGCCCAGUGUUUCAGGCCGAUUGAAUGCGUUACGUCCACGAUGAACAACUUGAGCUUAUCUCCGAAGAACCUGACGCCAUUUCCGCAAAACAACCAACAACCAAAUCCGGCGGUAGGAUCGCAACUCCACCAGCAGGUUCCGAUUUCACAACACAACGGCGGCAGCACACAGGCGCCACCUAACAACAUCAACCACUUGCCGUCACCAUCACUGGCGCCCUCGCCCACUCUGAAUACAUCUUACAAAGGAUCGCCCUCGCCUGUGCCCGCUUUCAUACCCAGAACCACCACUCCCCUGACCUUUACUACGGCAACCUUUGCUCAAACCAAGUUCGGUAGCACUAAGUUAAAGACUAGCAGCAAACGAGCCAAUAGAAUGUCUCCAACCGAAUUCUCCAACUACAUCAAGCAACGAGCAAUGCAGCAACAGCUCCACCAACAACCGCCGCAUCACUCCCCGGCGGGCCGUGCACUUUCCCCAGAUCCCUCGACAUAUUAUUUCCCUCACGGCCACUACCCGCCCCAGUUCCCGCCGCGUUCCGUUUUCGAGUCUUCCAACCAAUUCCUUAGUCCCGACGUCUAUUCCGGGAAGCUGCCCUUCGAGCAUUCGCCGCCCCUGGGACCUUAUUAUCCCAACAACGGGCCCGUAGGAGCGCCAACGUCCGCCCCUACUACACCGCAGGACAAUGGGAAGCUAAUAGACAACAACUGGCCGUACCCCAGCGCUGGCCAGUAUCAGCAUUUGCUCGUAGCAAACUGA